AUGGCAACGGCGCGCUGUCCGGGAAACCCGAAGGCGCGGGAUCUAAAGAUAGCAGUCCCUAGCUCGGAGUCCAAAUGCCACCGGGUAGCGGGGAGCCGCCAUGGCAAGUCUUCCCUCUCCCACCCCUAUGAAGCCCCACCGCAACUCCUCUGCAGGCAGCAUGCCCGGACGCUGUGGUACGACAGGCCCAGGUACGUGUUCAUGGAGUUUUGUGUUGAGGACAGCACCGAUGUCCAUGUGCUCAUCGAGGACCACCGUAUUGUGUUCAGCUGCAAGAAUGCCGACGGAGUGGAGUUGUACAAUGAGAUAGAAUUCUAUGCUAAGGUGAACUCCAAGGACUCCCAGGAUAAGCGCUCUGGUCGCUCCAUUACUUGCUUUGUGAGGAAAUGGAAGGAGAAGGUAGCCUGGCCCCGACUCACUAAAGAGGAUAUCAAGCCAGUGUGGUUGUCUGUGGACUUUGAUAACUGGAGGGACUGGGAAGGGGAUGAAGAGGUGGAGCUGGCUCAGGUGGAACAUUACGCAGAGCUUUUGAAGAAGGUCAGCACCAAGAGACCUCCUCCUGGCAUGGAUGACCUGGAUGAUGAUUCUGACAGCACUGAAGCAACAAGUAACUAA
Neomonachus schauinslandi (Hawaiian monk seal) is the source of this 615-nucleotide messenger RNA. RefSeq names its product prostaglandin E synthase 3 like (gene PTGES3L). The transcript is spliced from 8 exons. Gene Ontology annotation, molecular function: Hsp90 protein binding; protein-folding chaperone binding. Gene Ontology annotation, cellular component: nucleus; cytosol. Bases 1 to 615 code for a protein of 204 amino acids. The record is from RefSeq and is a predicted model, not a curated record. Lineage: Eukaryota; Metazoa; Chordata; Mammalia; Carnivora; Phocidae. Gene Ontology annotation, biological process: protein folding; chaperone-mediated protein complex assembly.